AACGCCUCAGAUGCUUUGGAGCCAGGAAAAAGUGAAGAAUAUCUGGCCUGGAUGCGCGGCCGCCGUUCUGCUACUGAUAUCAGUUGGGAGUGCUUGAAUGCCGUCAGGCCUGAAGGUACCACCUCAAACAGUGCCUCUGUAUCUGGCACUAUCGACGCCCUGACUUUGUCCGGACUUGUGAAUGCAACCGAGCUCACAGUGGCUACUGCUAGUGGCAGCUCAGCUACACUUAACUUAAACAGUUUGAGCGGGUUGACCUCGGCUGAUUUGCUUCCAGGAAAGCCGGAGGAGGGUGAGCUGCCUAUUAUGAAAAGUGAAUCCGCUAGUAUUAUAAACCAUCAGCAGAAGUUGAGCCAUUCAGAAAAUCUCGUUGACUCCAUCACGGAGCGGCAGAUUCUCUUGGGCCUGACGACAAGUGUGUCAAUUGAUUCCUCGGCAGCAGUAACUGGUCGCAGCGGUCUCAUCGCCGCUGGAUCUGGUGUAUUGGUUGGAUCUGUGGAUGGAGUUAGUGGAUCAAUAUCAUCAUCCAGGGAUCUCGGCAACGGCACUAGCAUCGCUAACGGUCUUGAGCUUACAGGCAAUCAAACCACCGCUGCUACCAGUCUCCUUUCUUCCCAUAAUUCUGCUUCAGCCCCGACUCAAACCUCAUCUGCCGAGCACCAACAAUUAAUUGCUCCUGGAUCUGCUGCAGUUGCUCAGGCCUCCCUUCUUGAGGCAUCUACAAUCACAGUCAAUCUGACUGCUAGUGGCCUUGUCGAGCACAGUGCUACUCACGGUUGA
Molecule: messenger RNA, 780 nt
Organism: Protopolystoma xenopodis
Lineage: Eukaryota; Metazoa; Platyhelminthes; Monogenea; Polystomatidea; Polystomatidae
Source: the annotation of a GenBank genome assembly